CUUUUCGCCUCAUUUCUAGAUCUGGACCGGGAAUUGAUCACCUUUUGACCUGGUUAUCUUCCUCGGACCCUUACUGUCAACUGAUUCCAUCCAACCGCCGCACCGGUCGAUCUGUUCUCACCAUCAUGGCUGCCUCAUCGCGAGCAUCCUCACCACCAGCCUCGCCCCGCCAAGAGCCGACAGAAGUCACCUCCCUCCUCUCCCAUAAUGCCGAUGGUCAUACACCGACAUCCGGAGUCAAAGCUUCGCCUCGUGGAUCUAAGCAUGAUAGGACCGUGUCCGUCAGUCAACGAAGCAUCGCUGGAAGUCAGAGAGGAGUCUAUGGGACCAUACAUCGACCAGGUCCUACCGAGCAAGCGCCCAGAGUCAGUAAAGCUGGUCAAAGGAGAAUCCUGACCACUUUCCCCCUCCGUCUCACCUUCUUUGCUCUCGUUCUGCUUACUUUUCUAUCGCUGGUCUUGUCUCUGGUUUUGUUCCUGAAUACGAGUUUGGACUUUAGUGGUGUUCUCCUGCCUUAUAGAGGAAGUGGUUUCGCCGAUUUCUGGUACUCGGCCCUGGGCUCAUGGAUCGGUCUCGGCUCUGUGAUCUUUUUUUCCCACCCGCCAUACCUGUUUUUCCUGACCAGUCUCAUCACUGUCAUCCUGCACAUCCCGCUGGUCCUCCUCAUCCUUCUGAACCCAUGUCUCAACCGAGCUCAUUCGCCUUUAUUCCUCAUCCCCUUCAUCCUCACCGCGGUCACCCUCCUCUUCUCCCUCUUGAGCAGCUACCUUGUGCGCAGAGCCAAAUGGAAAGAGUCUCAGCGAAUCACGCGGAUGCUUACUGAGGCUGCGGUCAGGGAGAGAGAAGGUGAAGAGUCUGCCGCGAGGGUGGCUAUGGGUUUGGAGAAGGGAGUCUGGGGCCGUUUCGUCGGAUUCCUCCGCGGUGUCAUUGGACUUCUUGCGGGGCUAGCUGGUCUCGUGUUGGUGGUGCUCCUCGUCAUCGACUCGAGCAUCCGAGCCUACGAUUGUUCGGUCCCUCGCCCAUCCGAGGCAUCUGUGUUGGUGCGAGUCCACCCUCCCAAGACGCCUUGGUCCUUCCAGGUCCAUUUGGCGUGUGUCGAUCCGAUCAAUUCGACAGCUUCGUCCUUUUUGGUCCAAAGCAAGGGCAAGAAGGAAUCCAAACUUCCCACGGUGCUCUACGAAUCACCUUCGGGGGUGCCUGGCUCCCUAGCUCUCUUGAAUCACCCUCUCCCACCUUCUGACUUGGAUGCAGAGAACCCUGGUAAAUGGAUCUUCGACUUGCAAAGCCAGGGACAUGUCGGCAGAGUCUGUGUAUGGGACCGCCCAGGGUAUGGCUUCAGCGAUGUGCUCAGUGGCGCGGAUUUGGGCAACGUCGCGGAUACCCUGUACAGUGCCUUGGACCUGUCAGACAAUAUUGGCAAGAACGGUCAGUUUGUGCUUGUCGGGGAAGGUUACGGAAGUCUCGUUUCUCGAGUCUUUGCGGCUCGACACCCUGAUCUUGUUCAUUCAUUCCUGCAUAUCGAAGCCGCAACUGCCACGACCUAUUUCUCCGAAUCUCCAAACGGUCGUUCAGUUCUCAGUCUGACCGCCCAUCGGGUUGCCACACGUCUUCUGCCGUCUCUUUUGACGCCCCUGUCAAUAUUCCGGUUCCCCUCCAUUCUGCUCCGACGAUCGACCUCGCUCUCUCGGGUGUUGGCUUCCACUUACCCUGAGCCCAACACUGCAUAUCUCUCAGAAUCCCUGCAAAAGGCUCGUCUGCAGGAAACAUUCGCAUCUCACACCCAUACAUCCUCAUCCUUCAUCGCGUUGCUCGAAGCUGGAGACUCGUACCCAUCGAAGCGACCAGCCAUUGUUAUCAGCUCUGAAGACAGAAUCAAGGCCGAUAGCAAUUGGGCUGAAGGACAACGAAGUCUCGCAGAGGAUGUCACGGAUGUAUCUGCUUUGGUAUCCUGGGAAAAGGUGAAAGGUGUCGGUCAUCGGGUUUGUGAGGGACAGGGGCGCAAGACGUGCGAGAAGGCACUCAGGAAGCUCUUGGCGUAAUUACAGCUGUGUUGGUAUGCAAUUGAACAUUAUCAGG
Molecule: messenger RNA, 2076 nt
Organism: Kockovaella imperatae
Lineage: Eukaryota; Fungi; Basidiomycota; Tremellomycetes; Tremellales; Cuniculitremaceae
Exons: 6
Coding region: 126-2039 (637 amino acids)
Source: RefSeq, a predicted model, not a curated record